Messenger RNA from Lichtheimia ornata, 1308 nucleotides. RefSeq lists its product as uncharacterized. The record is from RefSeq and is a predicted model, not a curated record. The transcript has 3 exons. NCBI's taxonomy places the organism in Eukaryota, Fungi, Mucoromycota, Mucoromycetes, Mucorales, Lichtheimiaceae. Gene Ontology annotation, biological process: secondary metabolite biosynthetic process. Bases 1 to 1308 code for a protein of 435 amino acids. Gene Ontology annotation, molecular function: monooxygenase activity; FAD binding.
AUGGUUUCCCAAGUGACUCUUGAUAUUGUCAUUGUUGGUGGUGGUCUCGGUGGUCUUGCUACUGCCAUUGCAAUUCGCAAAGUUGGUCAUAACGUCACUGUUCUCGAAGGUGCUACCGCUCUCAGUGAAGUGGGUGCUGGUAUCCAAGUCCCUCCCAACACCACUCGUUUACUUGAUCAAUGGAAGUUGUAUGAGCGUUUCAAGGAGAAGGUGGUGUGGCCUGCCAAUAUCAACAUGCGACGUUUCUCCACGGGUGAAGUCAUUGGUCCUACCCCCUUGUUGCCUAAAAUGGUUGAUACCUAUGGCUAUCCUUACUGGUUGAUCCAUCGUGCUGAUUACCAGCAAUUGCUCUAUGAUGCUGCAGUCGAACUUGGUGCCAAGGUGAUUUUGAAUGCUCGUGUGGAUAAGGUGGAUGAUGCCACUGCCACCGUGUUCCUUGAGAAUGGUGACACGUUCAAAGGCGACUUGAUUGUGGGUGCUGAUGGUAUUCGUUCACGUGUGCGACUUGCAGUGAUGCCUGAUGAAGAAGUAUUGCCUCGUGUAUCGACCAAUUGUGCGUAUCGAGCCACUGUUCCCGUUGACAAGAUGCGAGCUGAUCCCAUGGUGUCCUAUUUGAUGGAUGAUCCCAAUUCGAAUUGCUGGAUUGGCUAUCGACGACACGUGAUGGCGUAUCCUAUUCGCAAUGGCCAAUUGUAUAACUUGGUCAUGUCACAUCCAGGACAAGCAGCCGUAGGCCAAUGGAACGAACCUGGUAACUUGGAGGAGAUGAAAUGGCAUUAUCGCAAGUUUGAUCCAAUCAUCCGCCGUGUUCUUGACAAAGUCGAUCAUUGUCUCAAGUGGACACUUGCUGAUCUCCCGGUCCUUAGUAAUUGGGUUAGUCCUUCGGGUCGUGUGGUGCUUAUUGGCGAUGCUGCACAUGCCAUGUUGCCCUACCUUGCACAAGGAGCCGCACAGGCCGUCGAAGAUGGUGCAACCCUUGGUGUGCUACUCACUGGUAUUGAAUCCAAGAAUGAAGUACCCGCUCUGAUGACCGUAUAUGAAAAGCUGCGACGUCCACGUGCGGAACGCAUUCAAAAGGGUGCAUACGAGAAUGGCGAUAUCUGGCACAUGCCCGAUGGCGAUGAACAAGAGUUGCGCGACUUGGGAAUGAGUGGUCGAUUGCCUGCAGGUGCCAGGAACCCCAAUCAAUGGGCAGAUGGCGAUUUCCAACCUUGGCUCUUUGGACACAAUGCCAUUACGGUAGCUCAGAAGCGCUUGGCUGAAUACAAAAGUGGAAAGGAAGCCGUGGACGACGUUGCUCGCCUUUAG